AUGUCAACAUUCAAUGGCAUAGUGAGCGAGUUUCCUCGCAUUCGUAUCGACUACUUCCGCAUACAUCCUUUGCAGCCACCUCCUCUGGCAUGCUUCUUGUCCCACAUUCACAGCGAUCAUCUCCAAGGCCUAGAGUCCUUGAAAGCGCCUUUUGUCUACUGCUCUGUGGGCACGCGGAACCUCCUUCUACAGCUUGAGAAAUACGCGCAUCGAAUGAACUUUAUGAGAGGCGUUCUGGAGAGCAGGAAGCAACAUUACAAACAUCUGAAACUGGUUCUCAAGGCUAUUCCACUAGAGUGCCCAACUGAAAUCGAGCUCAGUCCUCUGGAGAAGAUCAGGGUGACACUGUUCGAUGCCAACCACUGCCCUGGUGCAGUGAUGUUUCUGCUCGAGUGUGACAGUACAGCAAUCCUCUAUACUGGGGAUAUCAGAUCAGAGUCAUGGUGGAUCAAUUCAAUAAUCCGUCAUCCAGUACUGCUUCCUUAUUCUACAGGCCUAAAGCAGCUAGAUCGAAUUUAUCUUGAUACAACCUUUGCUUUGAAGGCAAACAUCUACAGGAGUUUCCCUUCCAAGGCUGAGGGUAUCUGUGAGCUUCUCACCAAGGUACGUCAAUAUCCGCCAGAGACAUUAUUUCACCUCAACGCUUGGACAUUGGGAUACGAGGAUGUGUGGGUUGCUCUGUCGACCUUUCUCAAGUCUAGUGUGCACAUCGAUAGCUAUCAAUCACGUCUUUAUGGUUCGCUAUCCAGUGCUGAUUUCGCAACCAGCAUUGGUGAAUACUCGGCACUCACUGGUUUCUAUGUCGGUAAUCAUUGUAAACCAGGAUGUCUAACCACUGAAUCAACUACUAGGAUUCACAGCUGUGAGCUCGGUACCCCAUGUCAUACUGAGUUACUGAAAGCGAAACAUGUGCUGUGGAUUAUACCUAUCAUCACUCGAUCGAAGGAUGGUAUUGAGGUCCCAGAGCUUGGUGCUGGAGGUGGCGGUGGAGAUUUGCAGCAAACUCCAGUGCUGGAGUUGAGCAAUAUCAGCUCAAUCUCAGAAAUAGAGGAGUAUUGCAAGCGGAUUGUUAAAGAUCCGGAUGAUAUGAAUCGACUGCUAUCCCACAUCGAGCUUGCACGAUCAUCGAGAAACGCGAAGAUGUCGUUGCAAAGGCUCAACCUUGACAUCGAAGACGAGAUCACUUUGCAGGAGUUCGUGGAACGCCUGCUUGUGGUAGACAAGGUCCAGUUGACUAGUCACAUGGAAGGCAAUCCGGAGAGGCAAUUCUCGAAUGGCAGCCUCUCAAAAGACACGAUACACUUCCCUUAUUCUCGCCAUUCCUCAUACAGUGAGCUGUGUGAGUUGGUGGGUGCGUUCAAUCCUGCUGAUAUUUACCCUUGCACCGUUGAUGAACAGACAUGGACAGAAGACGUUUCCAUGAAGACGCUAUUUGGUCACUUGUGCUCUGGUACAGACUUUGUUCAUGAUGGAGAGAUGAGAAUGCUUUUACACAAGAGACUCGAAACGCAAGGGGCUUCGAGAGAGAGGCUGAAGAGAAAGUUCGCCGAAGAUUCUGAGACAAGGAGCUCAUCCAAUGUCACAAGUCAAGAAUACAAUACAGCCGCAACAUCUGCUACACAGGCUCAGGCUCCAACUGCCACCGUGAGGCUUCCAAGCACGGAGGAUACUAGUAUUGACAACAAAGAGAUGCCUCCAUACCUCGCGGCAAUCAAAGCUGUUUACGAUGCCCGUAUGGCAGAAGCUACCGCUGAACCACUGCUCUCAUCUUUGUGCGCCGAAGAACUAGCGGAAGGAGAUCUUCGAAGUCUGCCAGAUAUGAAGGAAUUGUCUGAUUCUCAACUAUCAAUCUCACAAUCUGCAUUUGACACUCAAGCACAAGAUAGCGACCUCAACGCAGGCCUGCAACUCGACGGCACAGAGGAUAAACAGCCUUCUACCAUUGUGAAGGAGCUAAUGCCCAUCGCCUCACGUAAUCCGUCUGAUCAGCGCAGCCGGCGCAAGAUGCGGGAACAGGCAUACCAAGCGGCAAAGCUGACCCUGCAAUCAAGUGAUAGUGGAGCUUGGGACGACCUUGGCAUCAGGAGUGUAGGAAGUAAUGGACACUGCGAAUCCGAAGACGAGCUCUGA
Molecule: messenger RNA, 2130 nt
Organism: Endocarpon pusillum Z07020
Lineage: Eukaryota; Fungi; Ascomycota; Eurotiomycetes; Verrucariales; Verrucariaceae
Exons: 2
Coding region: 1-2130 (709 amino acids)
Biological process (GO): interstrand cross-link repair; protection from non-homologous end joining at telomere; double-strand break repair via nonhomologous end joining
Molecular function (GO): damaged DNA binding; 5'-3' DNA exonuclease activity
Source: RefSeq, a predicted model, not a curated record